AGGAGGACUCCCCUACCCCAAAGGCUUACUUCCAACCCAUCAUGGGGGAAACUAAGCUCUGUCUUUUGCUGCUGCUAGGGACAUGUGCCUUGGCUCAGCAAGAUAUUGGUAAUGCGGAAGGACAAUCUCAAUCUUGUCACUUGGCGAAGAGGUUCAAGAACUUCCGAAGAUUUGUGUAUCAGUAUGAAGCUGAAAGCCUUAAUGGCGUACACGGAGCGACCAACCUCAAGAACGGCCCUAAAGUAACCUGCAAGGUUGAAGUCGAUGUGCCUCAGACAUGCAGUUUCAUCCUGCGGACUACGGAGUGCUCCCUGAGCGAAGUGGUUGACAUCUCCGCAGAUGGUUCCCCCAAGUUUGAACCCACUAGUGGGUCUGAGGCUUUCCAGGCUGCCAUGGAAAAGAACCCCUUGAAGGUCAUGGUUGAGGGACAGACAGAUGUGCAACUCUUCCCUGAGGAAGAUGAGACUAUCACCAUCCUGAACAUCAAGAGGGGAAUUGUCUCUGCCCUCAUUGUGCCUGCUUUGGAGGACGAGAAGAACAAGGAAAUGGCCACGCUUCAUGGGGUCUGUGUCACCGACUUCGCUGUGAACUCAAGGGAAGACAUCGCUACUGAUGUCACCGUCUCCAGGGACCUGUCCAACUGCAACAGCUUCAUUGCCCAGAGGGACCACACCAGCCCCCUGGCUAUCAUCUCUGGCAUGCAAUAUCCCCUGUCCAAGCUGAUAAGCAGCAGCCAGAUUUGCAACUACAAGUUUGACAACCAGAAGAAGCACAUGACUGCUGGAUCCUGCACUGAGAAGCACAUAUUUUUGCCUUUCUCUCACCAGACGGAGUAUGGAAUGUCAACUCUGGUUAAACAGACUUUAACCCUCCUGGAGACUAUCAAGAUCAACGAAAGAGUCUUCAACCACAAUGAGGCCAACCUCAAGGGACUUCCCAUGGAGGCUGCCGAGGACAAAGCCCCCGUCCAGACGGCGGACGCUGUCCUUGCCACUCUGAGGGUGCUGAGCACACUGUCCAACACCGACCAGGGCCACCAGCGCGCCAGCACCUUUCAGAGGCUGGUGGCGGAGCUCCGUGGACUGAAGAUCGAGGCCAUGAGCCCCGCCGUCCCCGAGAUGGUGUCCGUGUCGAACACGCUGACCUGGCAAGCCUUGGCCCAGUGCGGCACCCCAGAGUGCAGCAGCGCCAUGCUCCAGCAGCUCAGGACCUUCAGCACAGACGCUGUGGAGGUCGACGCAGUCAUCUAUGCACUGGGACUUAUGCCCAACCCCUCCCGCCUCCUGGUCAGGGACAUGCUCAGCAUGGCUCGGUACAAACAGAGCAAGCCCAUCAUGUUCGCUCUGGGCAACGUCAUCAGAAAGCUCUACCAGGCUGAGGGCAAAGUCACCCCUGAGAUCGCCGCUGUGUCCGAGUACCUCGUCUCCCUUCUGGGCGCUGAUUGCGCUGGUGAGAAAGAACUGACCUUCUUGACCCUGAGGGUUGUUGGCAAUAUUGGAGAUAUCAUGGAGGCCGCAGAUGCCAACGUGAAGACCAACCUGUUGAAGUGCAUGAGACAGCCAGCCACAACCUUGCAGGUCCAGCUCGCUGCAAUCCAGGCCUUCAGACGCAUGUCUGUGACCGAUGAGGUGCGCACUAACCUCCAGAAAGUGAGCUCAUACGCAAAGGGUUCUGUGCAGAAGAGACUGGCAGCUUACCUCAUUCUGAUGAGGACACCAGAGGCAAGUGACCUGGAGCUGCUGAAGAAAAUACUCAAGGCCCCAAAGGCUGAUAAACCAGAUGUUGAGGAGCAGAAUAAGCAGGUCAAGGCCUUUGUGAGCUCUCACAUCUACAACAUCAUCCACUCCAAUGACCCCGAAACAAAAAAGCUGGGUGCCAAGAUCCUUGAUGUCAUUACUGACCCGACUCUGGUCAGCACUCAUGGUGAUUAUACAACUUCCUCCCGCAACUACAAGAUGGAUGCUGGCAUGAACGACAUGCAGACCAGCAUGCAAGGAAACAUGAUAUUUGAUCCCACAAGCCAACUGCCAAAGGAAAUCAUGCUUGAGACUACCCUGAAAGCCUUCGGCUAUAAUAUUGACAUGUUGGAGAUUGGCCUGGAGGGAAAUGACUUUGAGCCCACAGUCGCAGCUCUCUUUGGAAAGAACGGGUUCUUCCCUGACACCUUGUCCAAGGCUUUGUACUUUGCUGGAGACCACAUGCCGGAGCAAGUUAACAGGAUUCUGAAGAACUUUGCUGCGCCCUUGCAAAAUGAGAAAACAAAGGUCCCAGAGAACAUCGUGAGGGAGAUUGUCCGCAACUUCAACAAGCUGGCGAAGGACCUGCAGGCUCAGCAGUCUCCAGAGGCCACGGCCUACCUGAGGAUCAUGGGAACAGAGCUUGGAUACAUCAAGGACAGCGAGUUGAAGGGCAUUGCCCAAAAUGCAGCUGUUUAUGCCGAGGUCCUCCUCAAGACCAUGCCCACACAGUUCAUUCAGAAGUUGUUGGCAAGCACUGACAACGAAGUGUUUGCCCAUUACAUCUUCAUGGACAACAAGUUCUCCUUGUCAACUGCCUCUGGCUUCCCUCUGAAGUUCUCUCUGUCCGGUACUUUUGCCCCAGGAGCUAAGGGAGGCAUUCAGAUUCACCGCAGAAUUCAAGAAGUGUCCUUCAUGCCUUCUGUUGGAGUGGAGUUUGUGACCCAGAUGGGAGUACACAUCCCUGAGUUUGUCAACUCUGCUCUGGAGAUGCACACCAACAUGUAUCACGAGAGUGCCCUCAACGCCAAGAUCACCAUGGAGCAGAACCAGAUCAAACUGAGCAUACCCGCACCUAAGGGGAAAACACAGCUUUUCAGAGUGAGCAAUAGAAUGCUGACUGUGGCCCAGGGACAGUCCACUGUGAUCCCCCAUGUGGGUGAGGGGGAGACAUCGCUUGAUAACUGCGGCCCUCUCUUCUCUGGUGUGAAGUACUGCACCACUGCUCGUUAUGUUACAGCCGGUGACAACGCACCCUAUUUCCCUCUCAAUGGAGAGACAAAGUUUGCUGUGAACAUCGAGCCCACGGGCGAGGUCUCCGAGUACACCGCCACUUUCACCUACGAGCUCCGCAGCGAGGGUAAGGAAGGACGCCAGAAGGUUGACACCGCGAAGAUGAUCUUAAGAGCGGAGGGUGCUAAAGCCACUGAGGCCACUGCCACCAUGAAGUACAACAGGAACAGGAAUGUCUUGACCACCAACGUCCAGAUCCCCGACUACGACGUGGAGGCUGGAAUCAGGGUUGGUCUCACCGACAGCAGAGCCAACGGAAAGUCCAUCGCCAUCGACAUCACCAACAAGAACGUCCCGCAGCUGUCUCUAAUUGGCCGUGCCAAGCUUGAGGCCAUGAACGACGGUAUGCUGCAAGUCCAGCUGGUUGUCCCCGCCCUUAAGACAGAUGCAAUGAUCACGGCAAACAUGAAGAAUGCAGGAGAAUUCCUUUUGGAGCUAACAAGCGACCUCAAGCUCCCCGAGACCACCUCCAUUCAGGGAGUCAUCUUAAAGCUAGAUGAGAACAAGGUUGAGGUAAUGUUGAAGUCUGACAUGGGCUCUGAGAUCCAGAAACUUAUCCCUAACACUGAAGCCCUCCAGGCAUGGCUGAAGCAGUUCUCUGAUGAUAUCCUGGACCACCAGGUGGUGAAGACUGACAUGAAACUGCGUCACAUCCUCACCAAGUCUCUUGAGGCUGGCAACAAAUGGAUGGAUAAAAUGAGCUUUGAGUGUCCCGUGGUUAAAACACUGAAGGACAACAUGCCCAAGCUGGCAAUGCCUACUAUCCCUGAAAGACUGUUCCUGAAAUCUAUGAGCAAAUUCAAAUACCAGUUCAACAAGGACCAGGUCACCAUCACCAUUCCCAUGCCAUUUGGAGGAAAGUCAUCUGAAGAGCUGAGGAUCCCUGCCGCGCUGACCACCCCACGUCUGUCUGUGCCGCAAGUCGGUCUGGAGCUCGCCUCCAAGGAGUUCCAGGUCCCUGCCUUCUCCAUCCCCAACAACUAUGAACUCACUGUGCCACUCUUUGGAAUGGUCGAAGUGUCCGCUAAGGUGAACAGCAACUACUACAACUGGGAGGGCAUGGUCUCUGGUGGCAACAACUCUGUGGAUUCCCCCAGCUACUUUGCCAAGUUUAAGGUGGCAGCUGACAGUCCCAUUGAACUCCUCACUUUCAAUUCUGAAGGAACUGCCCUCAUAAGUGAUAUGCCAGGAUCCUCUCUGAAGGCUAUCGUGAAUGGUUCCUUGAGCCACAAGCUCAUUGAUUCAAGCUUUGAGGUCAUGGAAACCGUCAGUGUGUCAGACAAAGUGAGAACCACAGGCAACCAGAAGAUUAAGGUCAUUAGCCCCCUGGGUCUGGAAACAUCACUAGAAAUCACUUCCCAGGCCUCCCUGGCCGCCGACAUGUUAAUUGGUGACGCUAACAUGGAUGGAAGUGUGACCCUCGGAUCUGUUACCGCCAGCACCACCUAUUCCCAGUCCUUCUCAGUUGAGCCCAUGAAGAAAGAGGCCAGAGCGGAAUCCACAUUGAGGGUGAACUCCCCAGUCCUGGAGAUUGUCAGCAAGAUCAAGGCCGGCUAUGCUGAUGAGAAGCUUCUGAUCGAGUCCAACACCAACCUGAACAACGACCCCAUUAAGCACACCACUAAAGUCACCAUCGGCUACAAGGAGGCCCAGCUGACCAUUCAGUCCGACUCUGUGACCAAGGCUGAAGAGAAAAUGAUCCGCAGUCAAGUGGAUUUCACUGCCUCUACGGAUAAAGCCAGCAUCAGGGUAGAGAACCAGGCAGAUGAUACAAGAAACCGUGUCUACUCACUGCUCUCAGGAUCCCUGAACAGCUAUGGCCUGGAGAUCAAUGUGGACGCUUCCGGCAACGUUCUUGGCAGCCGUGCCUCCCACAAGGCCGCUCUGACUCUGAAUGAGGAAAGCAUGGCAACAAGUGCCACCACCACCAUCCAAAGCAGCCCCAUAACCUUUGAGAAUGUCUUCAAUGGUGGAGUCGACACCACCAGGGCCCACGUGUCCAUGAACACCAAGGGAGCCUUUAACGAGAACACUGCUGAGUUUAACAUGGAGGGAAAAGUCGCAAGCUCUGAGGGCAGCCUUAACAGCAUGUUCAAGGGAACUCUUUUCGAUGCCAACACCAUGAACAGAGUGAACCUGAAGGUGAACAAAGAUGGCCUGACCCUCUCCAACAAUCUGGUCGCUGGACUAUUUCAGAUGGAGACAGAAAACACAAACAGCCUGACUCUCACACUGAAAUCCCUGGCCCUCCGCUCCAAGACUGAGAACUUCUUCACCAAGGAGAAUGCCUACAAGCACGACAUCUCUGUCGACAUCUCUACUGAAAGGGAACUCUUUGAUGCCUCCAUGAAUGUGAACAAUGACCUCAAGAUUAUGGACAACACCUUUGUCAACAAGGCCAUGUUCCAAGUAGGCCCAUAUAGGAUGAAACUGUCUGGCAGUCUGAAGGGAGCCUGUUCCGAAUCCGAAAUGGCCAAUUUCGAGCACACCUAUGAGAUCGGUUUUGCUGACAUGACUGCCACUGCUAAGUGCAAAACAAAUGGAAAAUAUGCAUUAUCUCAGAUGACCCAUACCGCUGACCUGGAGAUUGCGGGUUUAUCCACUAAGUUCAACAGCAUUGCCAACAUCAACUCCCAAACUGCCCUUUGGACAGCACUGAACCUGGACAGCACUGUUAACAUUGUCGCUGAGCCAUUCAUGGUUGACAUUUCUGCACUCUUCAACUCCAACGGAUCUCCAAAUAUUUUUGGAAUUCAGAACAUUGAGCUGUUCAAUAAAUUCCUGUUGAAGGCUGAGCCCCUGGCUUUCUCCCACUCCCAUGAAUACAAGGCCUCCACCACGUUCCAGCUGGAAAAUGGAGACUCUAUCAAAACCAACCUGGACAAUAAGAUCACUAGUAGUCUGAGUCCUCAAGAGCAGCAUGCUUCAAUGAAGAUGACAUCCAAACUGAACAACCAUGAAUUCAGCCAAGAACUGAACGCCGUGAACAAUGCUGAAUCAAUGGGAAUGGAAGUGGCAGGAGCUGUCAUCACAACCAUUUUAAACAAGGCUAGCAAAAAGCAGGAAUAUGCAAUCUCUGGCUCCCUAAAGUAUGAGAAGAAUAGUGACAGCCAUUUCAUCCAACUGCCGUUUGUUGAGCAUCUCCCUGCAGUCAUUGAGCAAGUGAAAAUUGCAAUGAUGAUGACAUUGGAGGACAGCAAGGGCUUGCUGCUGGAUAUUGACACCAAAUAUGAAGUCAGAGCUAAGAUUCAGGGAAAAAUAGAUGAUCUGCAACAAGUCGUUGAGAGCUUCGACAUCAACCUGUUCAUUCAAGACCUGAAGGACUUCAUUAGCUCCAUUGAAACCUACAUUCCCACACUGAUGGACAAGAUUCCCACUGAAGACAUCUUGAAUGUCAUAAAGUCAAUUAGGGACACUAUUAUAAGGUGGAUCAAGAAAAUAAACCUCAAUGACAAGGUAAAUGCUAUUUACACCAAAAUUGAAGAGAUCCUGUCCAAGUAUGAGGUUGAAAAGAUGGUUGAGACAGCCAUGGAUGAGGUUGUGUUAAUCAUGAAGUCCUACAAUCUUAAAGAACGCAUUCAGUCUGCAAAAAGCAAGUAUCUGAAGUAUUUUGAUUUCCAAGGCCCACUGAACAACUUCAUCAUUCAUGUGAACAAGAUUGUAAAUGAACUGAUUGCCUUUGACUUCAAGCAACUGGUAGAAGACAUGAGUGCCUAUUUUGAUAAAUUGACUAAGAAGAUCAGGUCUUUCGAUUAUAACGCAUUCGCUGCAGAGCUGAAACUGAAAGCCAUUGACCUUAGUAGGGUCCCCUGUUUCGGAAAGGUCAACGGAGAGUUCAGAAUCACCUCACCUGACUACCGCAUGAACACCGUUGCUGAGUUUCACAACUCCACCACCACUGAAGGGACACCCGAGUUCUAUAUUGCCCUCAACUCUCAGGCCACUUCUACCUCCGAGCUGCUUGCCUACACCUUCGAUGCCAGAGUUGACCUUGCUUUGCCCAAGAUGAGCCGCCUAUCUCUCUCUGAGAACAUUAAGGUUGUGCACACUGCCUUCUCUGUGGAGCACCAGGGAGCAGUUGACUUCUAUGGAACAUCCACCAAAGCUUCCUCCAAGACCAAUGCUAGGGCUACUACUGAGCCCUAUAAUGCUAGGCUGGUUAGCAAUGCCUUAUUCACCACUGAGAAUGGACUCUCAGUGACACUGGAUAAUACUUACAACCAUAAGGUGAACCUGCCACUUCUUAACGUCUUCAGCGAAGUCACAGUUACUCAGAAGGUAGAAUCCCUCCUGCAAGCUGGUGUUAUCACUCUGACGCUUAUCAAUGAUGCCAAUGGUAAAGCGGCCAUCGAGGAUUACUCAGAUGAAGGAACACAUAAGUGCAACAUGGAGGUUGUCAUGAACCGCAACACUGUCAAACUGACCUUCACUGGAGCAACCGACACCAACAACAUGAAAAUGUUGCAAAAUGUGAUUGCUGAAGCCGGCAUUUUCAGUCAUGUCAUCAUUGAUGUCAACACUGACACCAAAACUCCUUUCAUCAAGAGCAGCGUUGCUGAGCUGAAAGCAGAGGCCAAUGUGCAAGAUCUGAAGAUGCAGGUUACUGGAUCCCACAUCACAGAGCUAGUAGGCAUGGUUGAGGGAAUUAUUUCCAACUCAGUCAACUUUGUUGCAACACCAUAUGAGUUUGUAUUUGACACCAAGAACAAGGAAAACACCAAGGUUACACUUCCUUUCACACUGACUGGAAAGGUUGAUCUUCAGAAUGACAUAGCCAUAACCCUCAACUCUGCAGUGCAACAGGCCAGCUGGACUGGACUUGCACGAUUCAACCAGUACAAAUACUCACACUACUUCAUGAUGGACAACGGUGAGCAAGAAAUCCAUGUCUUCACCCAGAUGAAAGGAGAAGCAAACCUUGAAGCGCUGAGGGAGCCCAUCACUAUUCCCAAGAGUGCUGUGGAAUUCCUUGGCAGAACUGAUUUCUCUCUGUGGUAUGACACCGGUCUGAAUCUGCUUUUGAGUACACCUCAGCAGACCUUUGACAUGGACACCAAGCUCACAUACAAGAAGAACACAGAGAUGUUCAUCGUUGACAUUGACAUCGAGCCAAUCUUCAAUGCCAUCAACAAACACACCCGGGGUCUAAAAAAGAACAUGAUUGUUGGAAGGGACAAGGCUGUUGCCCUCCUCUCUACCUCAAUUGACCAGGCAAAGGCAGAAUACGAAAAAUACAACAUGGAGCUGCCCAAAACCAUCACUGUUCCAGUAAACAAAGUUCCAGGGCUGAACAUUGUGAUGUUACCGUUCUCUAUUCCUGUACCUGACAUCACUGUCAUCACAAAGCCAACUAUGCACAUUACAUCUGCUUUGAGCAAGGUAACCCUUCCAAAAAUCAGUUUGCCAAAAAUGCAGAGCAAAAUCGUGAUCCCUGUCUUUGGCGAUCUGACCUAUGAGUUUUCCAUGAAGACCACUGUGCUGACAGUGAAGGCAAACGCUGGCAUCCUCAAUCAGGAUGAUUUCGUUGUCACGUUUGACGCUUCCUCAACCUCUGAAUUUAAUAUUCUGAAGGCCAAGAUUGAUGGUACCACCACCUUGAAAAGGAACAAUGGAAUGAAACUAGCCUCUAUGCUAAAUCUGGAGACCAUGUGUGUUAAGGGCAGCCAUGACAGCACUAUCAGCCACAAUGGCAAAAGCAUGGAUGCCUCCAUCAAAAAUAAAGCUGACAUUAAUGUCCCAACUCUCUGGACUAUGGAGGUCAACCAGGAAGUAUUUGCAAAUGCACAGGAGGGCUUAAUCAUCACUGUCUCCUCCCCAAAUGCUGGACUCAUUGGACUCCAGCUACAGGCCAAGAAACCAGACCAAGUGAAAGGAAGACUCUAUGGUAGAUACCCGUCUGACCUCACCACGGAUGUUGAUAUCGUGGCCCUGAAAAUGUCUGUGAUCAACUCUGAGAAGCUGAAACUACAGACCACCUGGGACAUGGAAAUUCCCACUGAGAUGCUUCUGGUAGUGAAGAAGAAGGUGCCUGAGAUCAUGUCAGCCGUUCCCAUGGAAGAUAUCCUGUCUGCUCCCCAGAAGAUCGCCGACAAACUUGAGGAUAGCAUGGACCAGAUUGUGGAUCAGAGCAAGGUCAUGUACAAGAGGGCUGCAAAAAUGAUUGAAUCUUCAGAUCUUACAGCCACCACCGACAAGCUUGCCGACAGCAUCAUGUCCAUCCUCAGGCACUACCAGACGAAUGUUCAGGUUUUGCUCAACGCUGCUAUCAAGUUCCUGAGAGAGACCCAGUUCCAGAUCCCCGGAUUUGAGGGAAAGAUGUCUGGUCUUGAGGCCUACCAGAAGCUCAGUGGCUUUUUUGCUGAAUCGCUUGAAAAUGUUAUCAGAAAGGUUCCAGAAUUCUGCACCUCCAACUGUGCAGCUCUUCUGCAACAGAUCAGAAAAGCUGAAUUCACAAUUCCCGGCUCCAGCAAAUCCAUCAGUGGGAAAGUUAUCUUGGAUGACCUGAUGGCAGCCAUAGAGAAGAUCCAGCAGCAAGUGGUCGUCAUUGUGAAGAAAGUUGGAGGUAUCCCUCUUGAGGAUUUAGUGAGCAAGUUGUCUGCCUUUUUGCAUUUAACCGUGGAGAAAACUGCAGAGCUCAUUGUCUCCCUGAAAUCUCAGGACAUGGAGAAACUCACCAUGUGGAUUAGUGAUGUGUACAGCGAUGCCAUCAACUCCCAUGUCAUGUCUGACAUCACAGUGCAGAUUGAGGAAACCAGGAGAAUCAUCAGAGAAUACAACAGCCUUGUCAAGUCCAAGCUCGACGAUCUCUUUGCAGAAAUGUCAGUUGCGCAGCUCAGUGCUGACAUCCAGUCUUGGAUUGAUUCCUUGAUUCAGCGCAUUAAUGCCAUUCACUCCAAUAUCAUUGAGUUCCUUCAGGACAUUACCAGAAAUGCAGAGUCUUAUGUCACAGUCAGUGACAAACAGAUGGACAUUGAAAUUCCUUUCCCAUUCACUGCUCAGCUUGACAUGUAAAACAUUUACACCAAACUCCUUGGCUUUGAACAUGCAAACACAGCUGAUGAUGUCACAUACAGAGUCGUAGUAUAUUCUUAUAAUAAUGAAUUUACAUACAUUUUUUGUAAGUUUCUAAUUCAGUUUAUUUUUCUGGACAACCAACUUGACUAGUCUUAUUUUUUCCUUAGCUGCCUUGUUAUAUUUAAAAACUUGAGAAAAAAACAUGAAUAAAGAUCAUUUGUACCUCAAA
Esox lucius (northern pike) is the source of this 10272-nucleotide messenger RNA. Its product is annotated as apolipoprotein B-100. The coding region runs from base 42 to 10040 and encodes 3332 amino acids. The record is from RefSeq and is a predicted model, not a curated record. Gene Ontology annotation, cellular component: mature chylomicron; low-density lipoprotein particle; very-low-density lipoprotein particle. NCBI's taxonomy places the organism in Eukaryota, Metazoa, Chordata, Actinopteri, Esociformes, Esocidae. Gene Ontology annotation, biological process: triglyceride mobilization; cholesterol transport; cholesterol homeostasis. Gene Ontology annotation, molecular function: low-density lipoprotein particle receptor binding; cholesterol transfer activity. The transcript has 26 exons.